Molecule: messenger RNA, 3772 nt
Organism: Papilio machaon (common yellow swallowtail)
Lineage: Eukaryota; Metazoa; Arthropoda; Insecta; Lepidoptera; Papilionidae
Exons: 6
Coding region: 273-3545 (1090 amino acids)
Molecular function (GO): protein binding
Source: RefSeq, a predicted model, not a curated record
CAGCCAGCUCAGUCGCGCCGCGCGCAUCGACCGUUUCACCCGCACUGCGAACCUGCGAUCGAUCGCCUUGCGUCUGAUAACGCUAACGUGUCCAGUGGCUCACAGUGUUGUGACUUUGUGAUUCUGUUAUCGGUGUUAUCGUUUUUUUAGGAACAUUGCCGAUCCCUCCCUUUGAACCGUCGCCUGCGCCGACGCAGCCGCUCCAUGAGCAUUCCUGGCAUGAGAGCAGAGUGCGUGCACGGUGCGGCGAUAUGGUUGCGUGAGCGGUCAUCAUGCGCCUCUUCCGCGGGCCGAAGCGCAGGGAAGUGACCGCGCCGCCCGCCGCGCCACCCGCGCCUCCCGCCGCCGCGUCUCCGCGAAGAGACGCUCACCCGCCGCACGCCCUGCACGCCCCACAGGCCCCUCAGCACUACACGCUUGUCACCGCACUCCCAGCCAUGGUUAUGGAGGACGAUGUAAAAGAAAUGAAGAAAGUGUUUGCAACGUGGGGUCGUAGAAUGGGCAAAAAGCUGGACAUGCUAAAGAAACCUGACGGUAAAGAAGCUUCGGAAGAAGUACCAUCUUCAGAAGCUGUUAACGAUGAAUCGCCGUUGCCUAUAAUAGGCCAAUAUAAGAAAAAACAAAAUUGGAAAAUGGGACGCAGCAGUUCCGACUCGACUGCUCUUAAAAAAGAUAACGAUACAGAUUCAAUUCGAAGCGGCUCGAGAGACCGAUCGCCAAGUCCAUUUAAAACAUUUUUCCAUAGAAUGGGUUCGACUGGAAUGUUAAAUUCAUCCAAAUCACAUUCUCUUAAUUCUCAUAGGACAUCCGAACAUAGUUCUAGCCAACCAAAUACUCCGUCUCUUUACCGUAGUUGUUCUACCUCCCAUUUAUCUACUUAUGUCAAAGCUGAUGAUCCCUCCGAUGGAAUAGACUUGCAGAAUAGCGAAAGUGAAAGUAACAAGUCGUCACCCUUAAAACAGAAACAUAACAUAAUAUCAGAUGAAAAUUUGGUCAGCUCUUCAACAAAGGCAAUUAGCUGUGACAAUAUUCCUAAAUUAGAAGGGCAAACGAAUACUCUAUCAAAAAAGCCAAAUUUCCCAUAUGCAUUUUUACGUUCAAAAUUAUCAGUUUUGCCUGAAGAAAAUAGUAUGGCCCACAGACCAACAGUUUCUGUAAGGCAAAGCUUUUCAGAAAGAAUAGAUAGAAAAUCACCAAAGUUUCGAAGGGAAAGAUUAUACCUCCCAAAUUCCCGUUCAGAGGAACGAUAUCAAAGCAGUGAUAAUAUAACCGUCCAAGAUGAAAACAUAUUAUUUAACUCUAAUCUCAGAGAAAAUUGCGAUUUUACAAGAAGCUCUAUGAGAAGUGUUAAUGAUUUCGACGCAAAUAUCUAUUCAUACAGAAAAAAUGACGAUAUCUCUAGACGUUCAUCAAUGAUUUCACAAAGGGGACCUUUAGAUUAUGACCCUAUGCUAGUUCCAAGAAACAGAAAUAGCCUACCAGUAUAUGAUUAUUGUGCAGGACUGGGAUCUUCACAAGAACUUAAAACAGAUCUUGCUUCUUCAAACCAAAGUAUUCAUCAAGAAGUUCUACAUGCUCACCGUCUGAGCAAUUAUGUCAGUUCGAAUGAAUCGGGAUAUGAUAGCGAUAGUCGACCAAUGGACGAACAUAGCAAUCAUUCCCCGCCAAUAUACUCUUAUCAUUUAAUGAGCGGUACGGCGAGAGCUGACACGAAUGUAAGGCAGUUUGAUGGUAAUAGCGGUAACUUUACAAGGCAACUAAGUUUUAACCAGAAAAUAGAUGUAAACAAAAUACAAAUUCCUGCAAGGCGAAGCUCUACACCAUGUGCUCUAUUUCCUGUAGAAAAAGAUGUAUCUUACGAAUAUGACAAUAAAGUAUCUGAAAAUAAACUAUAUGUCAAUAAUAACUCCAACCAGCAAAUUCCAGUAGAUUACAAUGAUGCUAAACCUCCACCAUUACCAAAGAAAUCGAUCAAUAAAAAAAUACCGUACGUCUACAAAACUGUAACAUUAGAUGAGCGCGUCCAAACGAGAAGAGUCAAGUUAUUACAUUCCCAAAUAUUACCAAUUCAACAUUUGUCUACGCCAAAUUUGAAUCAUAAUGACAUGGUGAGUGACCGGCAUAUCCAACCUCAGCAACCAAUGCCCGAAAGAGAUAUUUUAGGAAGAGGACCGUGUACUAAAAGGUUUAGAAAAAUCAGAUUAUUGAAAUCUCGACUGGAUGAAAGUCUUGGAGUUUAUCUCGCACAGCAUAGAGUAGAUUUCGAUAAUAGUGGUUCCAAUUAUGAAAUCCGUUACAUUGUGGUAAAACUAGAUUUUGAUGGAAUUGCACACAGAGAUGGACGACUCAGAAUAGGGGACGAAAUUGUUAACGUAAAUGGAAGGGUUUUAAGAGGAUUGUCAUCUUUAAAAGAUGUUCAACACAUAGUGAAUUCAUGUUCCACUGAAACGAACGUCGAGGAAAAAACUCUAUUUCAACGAUACCAGGUCGAUCUUGUUAUGGCUCAUGAUGAAAUAACACCGAUUACUUUAAGCCGCAUUAUAAAUAGUCAACCCACUGAACCGAUGUCUACUCCAUCUUCUUUAAAUGUUCCUCCUGAUAUAAUUUCACAAACUGUUCACAAACCGUCUUUAUCCAAUCAACUUACUAUAGAAACACAUUUUCCUGCUGAAAACCAGUAUAGCAAACAUACGUCGAAUAAUAAGAAUUCACAUGCCAAUAAAUACGAGGCUAACCAGAAAUGUGAAAUUGGAAUUCAAGUUAACCAUGGUGUAAUAUCGAAUCAAAAAAGUGAUGACGAAAAGUUGCUAGAAAGACGCUAUGCGCAACCUAGUUCAUUACAAAAUAUUACGAAUAUAGAAAUUUCAAUGAGGUCUUCUCCAGUCCCAAGAAAUAAGGGAGCAAACGGUUACAGGCCAAUAUCCUUUCAUAGCUCCAGGCCACAACCGAUAAUAGGGAACUACGCAGCUUGCAAUGAAAACACAUCAAACGAAAUCAAAGAAAAUACGUCACACUAUAUAAAACAUGUUUCUAGAUUAUACCAAAACAGAUCUUUUGAGAGCAUACCAGACCAGUUGCGUAGCAGUAGUCGAAGCAGAUUCUUCAAUAGAGUUGGAUCACAACGUGGUCCACAAAACGCAAGCCCACACGUAUCUCGGCAACAGGAAUAUAACGCAGCCAUUAAUCACGAACAGCAACAUAACUCUAAUAGCUCGGUGCACAAAGCUGAAUUCUGGAAGGGGCCAGGCCAUAAGAGUUUGGGUUUUAGUAUUGUCGGUGGCACUGAUUCUCCAAAGGGACAAAUGGGAAUAUUCGUUAAGACUGUCUUCCCAAACGGGCAAGCCGCUGACAAGGGAACUAUCUUUGAAGGUGACGAGAUCUUGUCGGUUAAUAAUGUUCUAACACGUGGAUUGAGCCACGCUGGAGCUAUUUCGCUUUUCAAACAAGUUAAAGAAGGAAAAAUAGAAUUGACGCUUUCAAGACGAAGAGCACCUAGGUCAAGAUCGGUAGAACCUCUGGGUAAUUUUCGCGCUGACGGCAAAUAAAACAGAACUAAAGGCAUUCAAGACCCCAAAGAAUUCAACAUAUUAUAAUGGUGUGCAAUAUUAUUGAUUUCAUCAAUUAGCCAAAGGCGAAAUUCGUUUUACUAUUGAAUCACAGUUUACGUUUCACUUUAUUGAAAUGAAUAUAGUACGCAGUACUGUUUCUAUUAUUUCCUUAAAAGUACAUCGUUGCAACAACGAAUAUGUUAGUAUAUAAGCUUAUUUGCUUU